UAGCCGUUUACACUGAUAUUAUUCUCCAAAGUAUCGUUACGAUAUUCCGGAAUACACCUAUAUAUUGAAUGGUUCGGUCCGUUGCUAUGCUAUCUCGUGUAGACAUUCUCCAGGGUGAUGGAGAGGAUGAUGUAGUUACUCGGCCUGAAAACACAAAAAACACAACGUUGUUCGGUUUAAAACAUACAUCGUUUGCACCGAAUUAACCGUAACAAUGGCCGGUAUAAGAACAGUUAACGGGAAAUUCUCGGGAAUCAACCCAGCCGUCAGUUGCUGUCGCCUGCGUCAGGUUCAGUCUCUGCUCUGUGAGGGUGGUGCUACCACUCCUGAUGGCAUCUUGUGCUCUCUUGGAAUUGACAGCAGAUAUAAUGAUGGGUGCACUGAACUAGCAAAAUACCUGUUCUACGGACUGUAUGGACGAAAUCAGCUGAAUUUGGAUCAUGUCCUAGACGAAUUUCCAGAAGAAAUGCUGGAUGAUGUGAUCCUAUUGAUCAAGGCAGAGUGUGUCCAUCUGUACUGCAACCCUCUAAACUACAGUUACCUGUUGCCCUACGUCUCUCACUGGAGGAACCUGCAUCUCUACUGCAUGACAGAGGCAGAGUAUGAAGAUGAGGAAGCAGCAGAGGAAUUCAAAAUCUCCAGCUUUGUCACAAUGGUGCAGGACUGCUAUCGUAUCGGAGUACCUUACAGCUCCCAGGGACACGUCCAAAAGUUUGAUAUGUUUAUGGUGGAAAAGUGGCCUCUAAUUCAAGCAUUUGCCCUGGAAGGCAUCGGUGGAGGAAGCUUUUUCACCAUUAAAUACAAGCUUAUGGAUAUGAGUGAGAAGCUUUGGCAGGUGUACACCAGACUCGACCCAGUGUCUCUGGACAGUCUCCUUGCAGAGGACUUGGUUAACUUUGAGAAGCAGUGGAGUGGCUUCUUCUCCAGCAUGGACCUGGAGAGCCAUCUGUCCAUCCUUGAGCUGUCUGAAGCUCAGGCAGGAGAGGCAUUCCGUACUUAUUACUCACAUGGACUGAUCUCAAGCAACAUCACAGAUAAAAGUAAAAGUCGGCAACCUUUUGUGCUGUUUGGGAAGCAUUCCUCCGCAGAGGAUCUGGAGAGCUAUUCGUUCAACUUUCCCUCAGAGAGUCAUCAGGUCCGCAACACAGGCCCUCAGGGUUCUACAGCCAGACACAUGGUUCUGCAGUGUGUGGCUCCCAAAGGACCUCUAGCCUGCUCUCGAACCUAUUUCUUUGGGAAUACCCACUCUCCAUACCUUGGAAAUCAAAACACGGAACAAAAGAAAACAGAGGUCUUACUUCUAUCACAGAUUUAUUCAGCUGCUGUUCAGGCAGUCCUUUCAGGAAUCAAAUGCUACUCCUGUUCCUCCAGUGCUACCAAGGCCAAGGAUGUAGCAGAGAACACCUUUCUAGUGGCUUUGGACUCGAUGAAUUUAAGUCAGUACCGCAGUUUUCUCAGGUCCAAAUGUGAAUUCAGUAUUCAGGCUGUGAACAAGCAAGGCAGGAUCAUUCCUCUGACUGAUGAAGACAGCCGUUACGUGGUAAAAACUGCCUCCAUGACUGUCCACGACAUCCCAGACCUGCAGGGGGACAGGGGGGACCUUGGCUCUGUGGUCUUCUCUGAAUCCUUCUUGGAGUCCAGCAUCAAUAUUCAGCAGAAAGAUGGCACUGUGUCCUCAGACAGCUGCUACACCAUCCUGACUACAACUGUGCCUCGCUAUGCCUGCUGGCUGAUGGAGUCUGAUGUCAAGCAAUCUGAGCAAGCCCAACGUCUCACUAAGAAAGAGGAAGGCACUUGUUUGGGAACUGCUCUGACUGCAGCAGAUGCUGCAUAUGUUUUCUCCAGCAGCCAGCUCUCCACACCUGAAGAAGGGAAGAUCAUUUUCUUCUCGGAGGGACUCCUGUUUAUCCACUCUCAAUAUGGGAGCAUCACUCUGUCCAAGAAUCACAUCAACACCCUCAAGUUCUAUGAUCCAGACUCUAGCACUGUGGCUUCUCUCUUUGUGGAGUAUGAGAGCAGCCUGCUCCCACACCUCCCGUUCCCUCUCCACAGCUCUGACCAGUGUCUGGUCUUUGCACUUCAGCCCAGAUCUAAGAGCCACAGGGCCUUCUAUUCCAAGGUUUUGUCAGUGUGGCAAAACUCUGAAUCUGGACUCACUCUGCAGUUGCUGGACCAAAGCCAACUGACCUGGACUCAGAAAAAAAUGCACACCAGGCUGCAGAAGCUGCAUGACAGUCAGGAACCGCCAGUGGCCAAACGUAGAGGCAGCCUGAAGACUUCAUACUCUCAGCUUCCAGAGCAGGACAUGUUUCUUCAGCACUUUGCCCUGAGUAGCAUUAGUCCAGAGCCCAUUCUGUAUGACCACCUGGGAGUGCUGUUCCCUUCUGCAGAGCUUAAGAACCCAAUCAAUGGCCAGAGAGACAAGGUUGUUAUUACCAUCAUCACUGGACUGCCAGGAAGCCAUAAGAAGAGACUCUGCAACUUCCUGGUCCAGCUGAACAAGGAACGUGGAAGGUGGGUGGUGUACGAGCCUGGUCCUGACAGCUGUGACAGCUUCUCAGCCUCUCACCUACAGCAGUAUUUGUCCAGCUUCCUGGAGAGCCAGAGAGGCCCAGGAGGCAAACCCCGUCUGUUGGUGCUCUCACCUGGAUACACAGAUGUCCUGGAUGUGGUCCAGGCUGUGCUUUUCCACCCUGACCCAGUUGUCCAAGCGUGUUUCACCAUUGGUGCUGUCACUGCCUGUGUGGACCCGUUUGCUUCCUGUUUGGAGCACAGGUUUGCCUUUCCAAAGCUGUUGGAGCAAUGCAGCCAAGGUAUUGUGAGUACAGUGGUGUUCACCGGGCUGACAGCAGAGCAGAAGCACCCUCUCAUGCAGCAUGUUCAGCAGUUGGUACGCUCUGCCAACCCCACUGCAGCCUUCAUACUAGCAGAGAGAGGAGCUGUCACCAGGAAUGAAGAUGUGAAUCUGAUAUUGUCUGAGAGCAGCUUCAAUGAGCCGCAGAUGCUGAGAGCACGUUAUGUUCUCUACCCUGGAUGGUGCAAAGGGCGCUUCUUCUCUGGUUCUGGGUCUCUGGUCCUCAGCCAGCAGCGCGUGGCUUUCAACCGGCCCCUAGAGAGGCCUCUGUUUGUCACCCACUGUAAAGCGUUGAAGUCAUCACUAAGGCCAAGCCCCUUCCGAGGAAAUGUGUACAAUGUUUGGGGAAAAGUCAGAUUUUCUGACUCAGAACAACUGAUGGAGGUGAGCUACAACACAGUGAGUGGGAGCCUGAGCAUUGUCUCAGAACAGAGCAUUGACCCUCUCACCCUGAGGCCCAAAGAGACCAACACUUCCUGCUUCCUGAUCUUUGAUGGCAUUGGCCUCACUGAGGAUGGACUGAAAGAAUGGCUCAGACUGUGCACCAAGCAGAGACAGACAAAGAAGCCCAAGAAGACUGACAAAACUCUUUCACCACACGAAAUCAAGACUAUACAUAUGACCAGGCACUUGGACCCACUACCACCAGGUUACUUCUACAAUGGUUAUCAAUAUGUUGACAUCUUUGGAGAAAAAAGAAACUUCCAUCCCAACAUGGAAGAGUUUAUAAAAGAGUACAUCGCCGAGGCCAACAAAGAGAUCGAGCUAUUCAACCGUCAGCUGGAGCUGCAGGGACAGCCUGACCUGUUUGAUCCAUGAUAGAAUCUGUGUGUACGUCCACUGACUCCAUCUGUCUUAUUUAACUCAAAUGCAACCACUCUGGGAGGGUAGGGAGGGCACAGGGGUUAUGUACUCAACACUCCACUAGAAUGGUCCAUGUGUGUUCACGCCACACGCAUCUGCAGAAACUGCUGCUGCUAGAAAUCCAUUCAUUAUCUAUGUAUGAUGUCACUUUGUUUCCUAAUUUGGUGGCAUGAAAAGGAUGAGUGGAGGCGAGCUUUUGAACAAUGACAUCACUCAUCAGAAGCCAGUUAUGUCAUGGCAUGGCUGUUUGCCUUACUUCCCUCUGCAACACCACUGACUGUGCUGUUAGCACUUUGGCGAGUUAGGUAUCAUAUUUAUCAAAUGAAAGUGGCAAAUUGAUGUGGUCACUUGUGUCAAUUCAAAUUAAGACGCUUUUGUCGAGAGAUGAGAGUUGUUCACAACUGCAGACGAAUCUGAAACAUAACGCAACACAAGACUCCAUCUUUAAACCAGUGUGAUUGUGCCACUAAGCCUACAAGCUAUGAGACUUUCACAAUUGAAGGGAAUUUCCAGCCGCUCACUCCCACAGCUUGUGCGUUUCUGUUUAUCACAGUUGGCAAAUUAAAGCCUCUAUUUCUGGACAGGCAUGGAUAGCCGUGUGAUUCUGGUGGGCUCCCUGGUGGGGUUUCUCAAGAAUCGCUCCUCCUCUGUUGUCACCCAAUCCAUGGCCCACCUGUUAGCUUGUCUGUGUGCCGUGCUGCAGCAGAGGGGGCGCUUGGCCAUGGAGCUGUAAACAUUGGGCAGCCUGUUGGCUGCAGACAACUGAUGAAUGAUGCCAUUAAUCACAUAGCUAUACGCCACCCCAGUGCUUUAUUUUAAGACUCCUAAAGUGAAUCUAAUGAAAGUGCAAAAAAGCAGACUCUUCAGUCCCAGCAGCAGAGUGUUGUAGUUAGAAAACAACUGAGGCUGUCAAGAAACACACUGAAUCACUGUCCACCAAAAACACUUCCUUAAAGCACUGUGUUCUGUUCAUUAUAAUGCUGCUUGUUAACAGUGAAAAACCAGGUAGACACAGAAAGUUGACUUAAGCCUCACUGCAGACAGGUGUGGAUCAUUCCUUUCACUGUUUUGGUCAAAAUGUUAUAUUUGUUAUAAAUGUGAACAUUCCCAUUAGUUUUUAAUAGUUGGGGUCACUACAUUUGGGUAGGACAAAGGGAAAAUGAAAUAAUCUGGGGAAACUGGUAAGGUUUGGGUAAAUAGGAGUAGGUAAAAGGUAUAAGGCUUUGUAUCAGUGACGUGAUGUCGCAGAGAAUCAGACUUAAUGUUCUGUUUAAAUCAGUAGUUAUGCUACUAUUUUCUCUGUAAUUGUGUGUCACACUAAUGUUCUAUGCAUGUCUUCUUCUUAUCAGGGUUCCUACACAGGUUUUAAAAUUCUAUGACUUUAUAGAAAAAAGUCAGUCAUUUCUGAGGAAAACCUGUGUUGCUGUCAUUUGUACAACUGCACAUUUGAGUUUGAGAUCCAGUUAAAUUUAUAAAUUGUGCUUUCCCACCAAACAAGAAUUUCAAAAUAAAUGCGUGGUGUAAUUUGAAAGUUGAAAAUGUGUAGGAACCCUGCUGGAAUCUCUGGAGAUUUGAUGGCUUUCAUUCAUUAUGGGGUCAGCAGUGUAACAUGCAGACUAACUAACUUAACAAUCUUUGGAUAAAGUGGUGCUAGGUUUGUCUUGAAUGAAUUGAUAGUGACAAAGGAACAUUAAAAUGCACAUUGAAGUGUGCACAUACUGCUGCUACUACAAUGGUACGAUAUCUUACAUUGGCCUUUGCACACUUUACCAAAAAAUUGCCUGUACUCAUAAAAGAGUACUGUGAGAUUGUUACCAUGUCAGAUAAGAGAGGAAGGAGCUGAGAGCAUAUUUUAAGUCCGUAGUCCAUAGUCUGAUUCAGGGGAAUUGGGAAGCAGAGGGGAGAAAUGCUUGCUUGCAAGGUGAACACUUAUUCACUGUUGUUAGAUUCUUAUCCAAACAGAUAUUUUUAAAUCAGUGUUGACCUCAGUGUAUUUUGGGGUGCCAUUCACAACGCUGGGUAUGCCAUGUUUUGCAUGUCUGACAGCAUUGUCAACAGCCAGUAAAAUUGAAAUAAUCUAAAUUUUUGUUUUCAGCCAGUAAACAAACAAAGAGUGAUAACAUUGUUAGCAAAUUAUUUCCCCCCAGAUAACCUGUGUGCAUCUGUGCAGAUUCAAAUAAUCCUAAACCUGAACUCAACCAGACACUGCUGGCCCCAUCCGUCCUCUCAUUAGAGUCUACUAUGAUCUCAACAAGCCAUACCACCUUAUGCUAGAUGUGCCACUGUCUUUUAGAAGAAUAAUGCAUUGCAUAGAAUAGCAUAUAACACAGCAAUGAAGUAUGCCUCUAACAUUUAUUACCCUGGCAUGUUCCAGAUAGCCAGCAAAGGAGGGGUUCACAUGGAGAGGAGGAGCUUAACCCAAGUUACUCAUUCCAUGAACUUCUCUCUUUCAAUCCUUCUCUAUCACUCUAUAAAAAAGUGCAAUUGUACCUUGUGUUUUUAUAUAUUCUACUUACAGUACCCUCAAAUAGCUCUUUAAGGACAAAGCUGAGCAAACAAAUGAGCUGCUAAAUUCUCAGUCUCUCACAGCUUGUAUUCUGUGGUCUGAUGGAUUCUGGCUUUGAGUGCUUGUAUCUCAAAUAACACCAUAAAGGGUCUUAAUAGCAAGAGAGAGGUUUUGUCGCAAAAUGAGAUGCUGCUUGAAAAAAAAAAAGAGCAUUACCUCUGCUUGCAAAUGACUGAUAGAACAAAAUGCAAACAGGUCACAGUGCUUGUUUUUAAGCGCAGGAUAAUAUGUAACAUAAAUCCUUUUGUUGACAAAAUGAUAACUCUUGUUUAAGCUGGAUCCCCUGUUUAGCGAUUCAGAGAUGCACUCUCUUAAGCCGUCUGUUUUGAGUAACAGUUGCUGUCAUUCUGCUGUUAUGUAAUACUGCAGAGGCUUACCUUGAUUGACAGUGAAAUAGCUGUGAGCCUGAUGUAUGGAAGACUGAAGGUGCCACAAAUUGAAAGCUGCUAUACAUGUCAAAGAGCAGAGAAACUGAAAACAUUAUUGGCCAAGAGAUCAAAAUAUAGUCCUUAAAGAGUUGAGGGUUAUGUAAGAUGUUUGUGAUAUUUAAAUCAAAUUAACACUAACACAUAGACACACACACACAUACACAACUACUACUACAAGUAUGUCUGUACUAUUUGCAUGUGUUGAGAUGUCAUGUGAAUAUGAUACCACAUAUAUUCUGACAAAAUUGCCUUUCACCAAACUGGUACAACAAAGAGAAAAUUAUCACAUUUAUUUUACAUAUCUGCUAAGAAUUUGAAUUACCUCGAAACAACAAAUAGUAUUUUUAUAAGACUGUGAAUUGAACAUUCUAGAUGCAAGCAAAAUGUCUCUUUUCGCACAAGCUACAAAAGGCAAAAGCAGAUGCAAUUUUUUUUGUAGACAAAACAAAAAAAAAAACUCGAAGAGAAUCUGAUCGGUUGUGAGAUGUCAGGUUUCUCUGAUCCAGCAGUGCCUUGGCUACGGCUAAGAAAAAGCAGAGAUUAAAGCUGCAUUCAGAGCUCCAUCCCUCUCCCUGUCACAGGGGGAGGAGGUGUUGUCAGGCAAGGAUCCAUCCUUCAACAGUGUUGGUGAAAGGAAUCCAUGGAGUUGUUCUUUAAAGCAAUGUGUUUUUACUAAGCCGGAGGGUAAAGUAGACAGGGUCACACAGGGGGAAGGCCACUGGAGGGCUCAGGACGAUUCAGGUGUUCUUGCAAACUAACCAAAAAGAUGUUGGAAUAUAGACUGGGUUUCACAUGAAGUACUGAAAUCAGUACAGUUCUGAUAUUUAAGAAUAUUUAUGUUGGUACAGUGGUACAUUUCUUGGUUUGUUUUGGUUUAUUAUAUGAGUUACAGACCAAAUACAAAUGAUUAAUUUAAUGAAAAUGCACAUAAGAUAAUGGGAAAUGGAAAUGUUUCUCUUGUUUAUGCUCAGCCGUAGUUGGGAUGCAAAACUUGAAUGUUUUGUAUCAAAGUGCAGACAAAUAAAAUAUGAGGAUUGAGUUUGUAACUAAAGUUGGGUGACCCCUACUUAUUGCACAUUGGGGGCCCCAAGAGCCCUCCACAAGCCUCCCUGUGUGACUGCUACAUAGCUCUCUGGCAGACCGAGCACCCUGGUGUCUUCAUCCUGUAUGUGGAGGCUAGCAAUUUUGUAGCUGAAGUUAUAGGACAAAAACAAAGUUUGGUGUUAAUUGGUUUUCUAUGUAAAGUUGGGGAAACGUGAUGUCCUUGCACUGCAAUGUGAUGACGCAGUGUAAGGGGGUUUUGUUCUUUUCUAUCUUUGCAAUUGGCUCCAAUGUUCAAAAGGGCCAAUAAUGUGGAAUGUAUGCGCUUCUUGAAGAAGUUGGUAUUUCUAUGGUAUUUUUGUGCUCAUUGGAGAAAGGCGGCUUGGAAAUGGAUUUUUAACUGACCAAAUAUUUCUCAGCCCUCAGGGGACUGUUGAUACUAAUUGUUUGGGCUGUUCUGUCCUAUCAAGGUUAAAAGGGAAUCACAUGCUCCUCACCCCACAGUCCUCACAGACAGCGAGAGGAAGCUUCUCAGGUGUACUUAUUAUUUCCAUACCUGAGAUUACAUAUUUGCCCUAUCAAACCCAAGUGUUAUAGAAGAAGAUGGGGGUGAAAUUGUGGUUAAUAUCCUCUGUCUGUAGCUACAUACUGGCUGGCCGCACAGCUGUGUAUAAAAAAAGGAUGUUGUUACUUGUGUCAAGGAACACUAACGAUUGAAGUUGUGAGGUGUUUGAUAUCAUGAUGGCAAAAUUAGAUCUGGGAAAAAAAAGCAAAGGGCUGAUUUCUUCUCCCCUAUCUACAGGCCGUCCAAAGUAAGAGGAAAAAAAUAACUUCUUAUGGUCUAUUGUGAUGAGAAGCAUGAAAGAAAAAAAAGUUCAACGUUCAACUUCAAAAGUGCCAAACUGACUUCCACAUUUUGUUUUGAGGAUGUUCACAGAAAGUGAGCGAAACUGAACUGCAUUUGCACUAAACUACUGUAACUUCUGUUUUUUUCCUGUGACUGAUGCUUUUAUAAUCUAAUUGUUGUAUUUAUUGCACCUCGUAAUCCAUUAAAUAUUUAUAUGGUU
Molecule: messenger RNA, 8820 nt
Organism: Lates calcarifer (barramundi perch)
Lineage: Eukaryota; Metazoa; Chordata; Actinopteri; Centropomidae
Gene: dnaaf9
Product: dynein axonemal assembly factor 9
Source: RefSeq, a predicted model, not a curated record